AAAGGUCCCCGCGUUUUCAAAAAGACAGCUUCUCUUUUUCCCUCUCUACAGUCCCACCGUUCGUUGUGCUCUCAGAGGUUACUUGAUUACUGAUUUCUCUCCGUAAUCUGCACUGUUCUAUUGGUUCGGUACUUUGCUUAGAUGGAAUUCAAGUUCCGAGCCGUCGAUGAUAGAAGGCGGUCGAAUAUCGCGGCUCCAAUUGGCUUCAGUUACUUCGGCGAACAAGCAGUGCAAGAUGGAUUGCCGAGCAAUAUUCCGAGAAAACUCGACCUAAUGGAAAAUCCUACGGUGUUUCAGCAUCGGGAAGAAGUGAAACGGGAGAUGGAGAAAGAGCGAAUCCGCGAGGAGAUCAUCGCGGAAGAAGUCGCGCGGCGACGAUUGCUGGAGGCAGAGGUGAGGAGAGAGAUGGCGAUGGAGAGAGAGAUGUCAAUUCGGAGAGCCGCUGAGAUGAGGCUGUCUUUCGAGGAUAGGCGGACAAUGCUCUUCAACCCCUGGCUCCCAUCAGGGUAUCCGUACGAGAAUGGCUGUCUCGACGAGUGGAUGGCUUCUCGUACAGCCAGGCGUACGGCCGGUUUUGAUAUGUUGUUUCCGUCGCCGAUGGUGCGGUUGUCAGAGGCCACAGGGACUGACUCAGCUGAGGUCAAGCCUCCUCCGGCGUCUAGCAAGGAUAAAUUGAUUAUGCUGGCUAGGCCCAAUCCUAAUCAUACUGGAGCAAAGCGGAAAGCUGAGACACUGCUCGCUGUUGGUGCUGACGACCUCCCUUUGCUUGUACCGAAGAAGAAUCCCAAGAAAGAAUGGAGUUGUGCCCUCUGUCAGGUUAGUGUCACAAGCGAGCAAACCUUGAAUGAGCACCUCCGAGGUAAGAAACACAAAGCCAAGGAAGCAGGAUUGCGAGCUUUGAAGGUGGAGAACUCGAAUGGUGAGUCGUCGCCAAAGAGAACUCAGGUUUCUGAGUAUACAGACUCAACAGGCAACGCUGAAACAAAGUUGAAGACAAAAAUAGAAGAGAUAUGGCUUCAAAUUGAUAAAACUGGGAAAGGCUCCAAACAAAAGGAAGGAGAAGAUUCAAAGAACAAGAAUGAUGAGCUGCCAUCAGAGAAACAAGCAAGGAAUGAGAAGAAAGGCAAGGCAGCAGCAGAAAGAGCAGGGGGAAAAACACCAAAAUCUCGAAAGAAGUUUAAGUAUUGGUGCGACUUGUGUUUUGUUGGAGCAUACUCUGAAGUGGUGAUGGAGGAUCAUAAAAUGGGGAAAAAGCAUGCAGCUUUGCUUCGGGAGCUUAGCUUAAACAGCGUAGCUAUCAAGACUAACACUGCCAUCGACAGCACAUCCUAAGUAUCAGCCAGGCAAAGAAGAAAAUCAGAAAACAACAGAUAUUGUGGUUGGAUGUGGAUCAAUCGAUAUCCGCAGGUAAAUUUUAACUAUACAGUCUCACUAGAGGUACCGAGCAACAACUCCAGGCCUAGAUUGACGUUUCUUCUGUUAGAGAUUUAAUCAGACAUAAGAUUUUAAUUGGAAAAUUUAACAUAUGAUGAGGUUCUCCUCCUAGUUGAAUUAGAAUAAAAAAUGAUGAAAAUGGCUAUACCAUCAUCUCUCUUGUAGGUAAUAAGAAUAACAGUUUGUCUCGUAUAUACUGAUUUACAUGCCUUGUAUAAAUGUCUUUGAGUACCAUGCCUGUUAAAUAUAGACUUCUCCACUAUAUGUAAGAUUUAUUAGGCAUAAGUAGUCUUUCUAUGAGUGUGAAUAGAACAUACUUGCUAACUGUAAUUAAUUUUUAAUUGUUUUAGAAAUUAUUAAUUUUAAUACUAAAAUUUACUGGUAAAAAAAUUAGCACUCACUAUUAAAAAAUAUUAAAAUUAGCCAGUUAAAAGUUAGUUACUGCUCAUACUUAAUAUUUCAAGCUCAAAACAUGUAACUUUUGCCUCUUUGUUAGUCUUACCCAUUACGAGAACGAUUUUAAUAUUUGAUGUUUUCGUGCAAGUUGCCAUUUCAUCAUCAAAGUGGAUAUUCUCUCAAUUCUCAAGUUAACUGAAAGAGCUCAUCAUGCGUGAUGUUCCCAUCUCGAUGGCUUAUAUGAUGCUUUGGCCAAGGGUGGUUCACCUGGUAAUGUCUCUUUCAACUUUGGUUUCUGGUAUAUGAUGAAAGUUUAGAUAUAAUAAUGGCAAUGAAAACUUGACUUCUUAUGAAAAUUUUAACUUUUUGUAAGUUUUUUUUUUUUUUUUUUUCACAAUUGAGUAUAUAAGUCCUUUAUGAUGUUGGGAGGUGACUUUUAAUAUUUUAGUAAAUUCAUAUAUUAUCAAUUACUGUACACAAGUUUUAUUAACUUACAAUAAAACAUAGAAUAUUAGACACAGUGAUCUUUAGACGCUAUAGUAAAAACCUGAUUACCCAUGAAGCUUUAUCAGGCUUCUAACCUUUUUCUCUGCACUGCACUGAAAUCGACAUCCCCCAACAAUCCCACACGUAAAAAAGAGGAAAGAGUACAAAAAGAGAACAUUAUCUUCUUGUUAGGGUAGAUGCCAUUUCUCUAUUUUACCUACUGCAGUUUCUUCCUUUGCCUCAGAGAAUAACAAAAGGGUUUUUGCUGAAUAAGUCCAUACAUUCUCAUUUCAUAAAUUAUUUUUUACAUUAAAAAAUUCAGCUUUGAUUUUUAAGAUAUGAAUUCAAUUUUGAUCUUAUCUAUUCUUUUCAUAAAAUAGAUUUUUUUAGUUAAUUAUCCAACUGUGAUCUUAAAAUAGGAAAUUCCACUUUUAUUGGGAAAGGAAA
Carica papaya (papaya) is the source of this 2763-nucleotide messenger RNA. RefSeq names its product zinc ion binding / nucleic acid binding protein. NCBI's taxonomy places the organism in Eukaryota, Viridiplantae, Streptophyta, Magnoliopsida, Brassicales, Caricaceae. Gene Ontology annotation, molecular function: zinc ion binding; nucleic acid binding. The record is from RefSeq and is a predicted model, not a curated record.